GGACAUUGAUGCAGUGGUUUGGUGCCAACCGAAACGCGAUGGUUCGAUCAGUACCAGUACUAGUGGAUUAGAUUCCAUUCAUAGUGCGAUGGUGACGGCAUAACGACGAAGAAAUGUGCUGCUCGCGGCCGAUUACAGCCACAGUGACUUAAUUGCUUCCGAUAAGGUGUUAUCGUCUUCCUAGAAGUGUUUAUUUUAGUGCAGCUACCGAUAUUCGAAAUGGAUCUGAACUUCAAAUGUCCACUGUGUGAAACAUACUUCGACUCGAAAGAUGACCUCACGGAGCACAUCAAGGCCGCCCAUACUUCGUACUACUACGAUACGUAUUUGGUUCCACCGGUUCUUUUACUACCCAGUGAAUCACCGUUGAUUGUGACGGAAACGCCUGGUACAGUGAUCACAACCGAACCGAUUUCGACCCCCGAGGUGUUAGUAGAACCAGCGGUCGUGACAGACGACGGAUGCUGCGACUGCGGGUGUUGUGGUGAUGGCGCCGGUGGUGCGGACUCGGGUGGUGACUGUGGGGACUGCGAUUGCGAUUGUGAUUGUGUGAUUAUGUGAACCUCGUCGGCCUACACCGCGCCGGUUAGGACGCCAGCCAAUGCUCAGAGCAAGCAACCCAUGUGCUUCGAUAUAUUUUCUUACACUGUUUAUUUUAUACACAUGAACGUUUAGCUAAAAUGAAAAAUUGAUACUAUCAGAAAGUGCUUGUCAUACACGAAAACCUAUGUUGUAAGUGUUACAUGUAUGCUGAUUAAGA
Messenger RNA from Sabethes cyaneus, 760 nucleotides. RefSeq lists its product as uncharacterized. The record is from RefSeq and is a predicted model, not a curated record. NCBI's taxonomy places the organism in Eukaryota, Metazoa, Arthropoda, Insecta, Diptera, Culicidae. The transcript is spliced from 2 exons. Bases 220 to 561 code for a protein of 113 amino acids.